AUGAAGUUGAAUAUUUAUGUGCUGUAUUUAUUGCUUAAUUGUAUUGGUAUCUACGGAUUUAUACCACAUCCAUUGAUUGCAUACGGUGCACUAUCUAGUACUAGUAUAACACAUGCAGAAAUUACUCAAAUUGCUAUCAUGCAAAGUCUUACUCGAUUCUUUUAUGAUACACGUAUUACUUUAAAUAAUAGUAAUAUAAGUUCAGUGAAUGAAGAAGAAUAUUUGACUGCAGAACAUACUAUUGAUGAUCUUUAUAAUUUAGCAUAUCCUGAAUAUAAUGAAUUACGAGUAGCAUUUUAUUCACUUCCAAUAAAAUUUGUUGUUGAUGAUAUAAUUACACAAAAUGUUCUGACAGAUUUUAAUGAUAAAACAAAAAAACUUGCAGCAGCACAUUUUGAUAAUGAAGCAUUUAUUAAUGCUAGUAAACGUAUUCUUCAAUUUAGACAAAUAAUCAUCAAUAAUAUGCAAUAUACUAAUCAAGAUUUAUCUUAUGAACGUGAAUUACUUGGACAAUUAAUUCAUACAUUACAAGAUUUUUAUUCACAUUCGAAUUGGAUUGAAAUGGGUAAAACUAAUAUCAAUGAGUUUAUUGGUGUCAAUGAAACUAUUGGAUUAAUUGCUCAACCAAAUCAGACAACAUGUACAAAUAACGGUUGUACAAAAAUAGAAACACCCUGUAAUCUUUGGCAAGAAAUUACUGUAGGUGUUUGUCCACUUGUGUAUUAUGAAUGUAAAAAUAAUAUUCUACCAGAAAUCAAUGAUCAACAAUUACUUACAAGUGGUUAUACUACAAAUGAUAUGAAUGAAAAUAAUGAAAUAAUUCAAAAACCAACAAAUGUUGAAAAAUGUUCUCAUGGUUCCGUACUUGAUGAUUCAUCACAUAUACCAGCUAUUGGUGGAAUCAAUAAAGAUUCAUAUAGUUUAGUCUAUUCACCUCAUGCUGAUCUUCAUAAAAAAGCAGCUGAUUUAGCUAUAAAAGCAACGGAGCGAUUUCUCAAUGAUUUACGACAAGAUCUAGGUGAUAAAAAUUUCGAUCGUCUUUUUGUCAUUAAUCCAACUGAAACACAAUGUCAAAUAGAAUGGGAUUCUAUGUCUAAAGGAAAACGAUUUCGAUUUUUUUCAUCUGAUCUUACAGCUUAUAUAAAAGAUGAUGGUCGUUGGUUACUAAAAUUAAAAAGAUUUUUCAGACGUUUAUUUAGAUUAAUCAAAUCGAUAUGGAUACGUAUGUUUACUAGCAAAGAAAAUAUUAAUCAACCAACGUAUGACCUGAGUGACAAAGGAGUAAAUGUAAAAGAUGUCAAUAAUUUUCGUGCUGCACCAUAUGUUAUUGGAAAAGAAGAGUUAAGACGUAAGAAACGUAUGAUAUAUCUUGCACGUAAACGUCGAUAUUUAUAA
Molecule: messenger RNA, 1395 nt
Organism: Rotaria sp. Silwood1
Lineage: Eukaryota; Metazoa; Rotifera; Eurotatoria; Philodinida; Philodinidae
Source: the annotation of a GenBank genome assembly